AUGCCUCCGAAAAAGAAUGCUACUGCUGCGCCCAAGGCGGCGCCCAAGACUGCACCCAAGCCUGCGGCCAAAACCGCGAAGACCGAAAAGACCACCAAGACUGCCAAACCCGAGACCAAGCCCGCGAAGACCCCCGAGGUCAAGGCUUCAAAGGCAAAAGCCCCGGCCAAGACCUCCACAACCACAACUGCGUCCAAGAAGCGCAAGGCCGAUGACGAGGAGGAGAAGCCGCGCGAACCCAAGAAGGCUCGCGUCACACAGCCUCGUGAAAUUAAGCCCAAGGCUGUGAAGCCCAAGGUGGUCAAGUCGAAACCCGCUCCUCCAAAGGUCAUCAUCAACGAGGUGCCCACAACUCGCCUCAACGUGUUCGUCUGCGGUGAAGGUAGCUCGGGUGAGCUUGGCUUGGGCACCGCCAGGAAUGUCAUCGAUGUGAAGCGACCCCGUCUGAACAAACUCCUCGAUGCCGAGACGGUCGGCGUCGUCCAGGUCGCCGUAGGGGGAAUGCACUGUGUGGCCCUGACCCACGACAACCAGAUCUUCACCUGGGGUGUCAAUGACCAAGGCGCAUUGGGACGAGACACCACCUGGGAUGGGGGGUACAAGGAUGUGGAUGACAACAGCGAUUCGGACUCGGACGAUGAUGACAGCGGCCUCAGUCCCCGUGAAGCUACACCGACGGCUAUUCCAGCCAACGCUUUCCCUGAAGGAACCGUCUUUGCUGCCGUCGCCGCCGCGGACAGCGCGAGCUUUGCCCUGACCGACGAUGGUCUGGUUUAUGGCUGGGGAACCUUCCGAAGCAAUGAUGGAAUUCUGGGCUUCGACCCCGAGCAUCGCGUGCAGAACACCCCCAUUCUCAUUCCGGCCCUUAAAAAGAUCAAGCAGCUGGCUUGUGGUGCGAACCAUGUCCUCGCGCUUAAUGACAAAGGAAAUGUCUUCUCCUGGGGCUCUGGCCAACAGAACCAGCUCGGUCGCCGAAUCGUCGAGCGCAACAAGCUGCACGGAUUGCAACCCCGCGAGUUCGGACUGCGUCGCAACAUCGUUCACAUUGGCUCUGGUUCUUACCACUCCUUCGCGGUUCACACAUCCGGCAAAGUUUACGCCUGGGGUUUGAACAGCUUUGGCGCCACUGCUGUGCGGGAGGGUGCUGGCGACGACGAAGCUGCCAUUGCGCACCCCGUCGAAGUGGAAUCGCUCUCUGGUCACAACAUCGUUCAGCUCUGCGGUGGUGCUCACCAUUCGAUUGGCCGCACUGCUGAUGGCCAAUGCUUGGUAUGGGGUCGUGUGGAUGGUUUCCAGAGCGGUCUCAAGGUGGAGUCUCUCCCAGAGGAGUCAAUCAUCAAGGAUGAGCGUGGUCGCCCUCGCAUCUUGAUUGAGCCCACUGCCGUUCCUGGCAUUAAUGCCACCGCUGUUGCGGCCGCCUCGGAUCACUCGCUUGCGAUUGAUGCUGAGGGUCGCGCUUGGUCUUGGGGUUUCUCAGCUACAUACCAGACCGGCCAAGGCACCCAGGAUGAUAUUGAGGUGGCCACGAUCAUUGACAAUACCGCUGUUCGUGGACGAAAGCUUAUUUGGGCUGGAGCCGGUGGCCAGUUCUCCGUGUUCACCGAUGCCUUCAACGCAUGA
This is a messenger RNA of Penicillium macrosclerotiorum, 1620 nucleotides long. Its product is annotated as RCC1 domain-containing protein. Gene Ontology annotation, molecular function: guanyl-nucleotide exchange factor activity. The record is from RefSeq and is a predicted model, not a curated record. The transcript has 3 exons. Gene Ontology annotation, cellular component: cytoplasm. Lineage: Eukaryota; Fungi; Ascomycota; Eurotiomycetes; Eurotiales; Aspergillaceae. The coding region runs from base 1 to 1620 and encodes 539 amino acids.